Messenger RNA from Cuscuta campestris, 1070 nucleotides. NCBI's taxonomy places the organism in Eukaryota, Viridiplantae, Streptophyta, Magnoliopsida, Solanales, Convolvulaceae. The record is from the annotation of a GenBank genome assembly.
GCCCUGCAAGUCUCUCCCACCAAGUCUAGUGUGUUCACCUUUCUGAGAAGCUAGAACCGCUACAGCACAUCAAAUCUAAAAGAGAGAAUUCCAUAGUUUGAUACGGACGGACCGGAUCCGUCGACGGCGAUCUGUAUUUCCGAUUCCCCAUCUCCGAUUCCACGGCGGUUCUCUAGGAAGUCUGCAUUUUUUUAAAAUCGAAACCCUAGGCGAGGAAGCCAUUUUUGGGACUUAAAGCUCACAUUUCCGGUGGAAGGAAAGGAAAAUGGGAAGCAGAUUGGGAAGACGAGUCGUGCACUUCGCUAACCUACCCAUCAAACUUCUCAUGCCCUCUUCGUUCUCCAAUAUUACCGAAAUUGCCCUCAAAACCAUCCCUUCUGCUUCGAAGAUUGAGAUAAAGAGGGUCUUGGAGUCUGUCUACGGAUUCGAGGUGGAGAAGGUCCAAACCCUAAACAUGGAUGGAAAGAAGAAGAAGCGAGGCGGGCUAUUGAUCGCCAAGCCGGACUACAAGAAGGCAUAUGUCACCCUGAAGAAUCCUUUGUCCAUAUCGCCCGAUCUUUAUCCGAUCAGCCUGAUUGAACAGUACAAGCAGGAGGCGAGAGCAAAGUUGAAGUCCAGCAUCGUUGAGGAUGGUGAACCAAAGAAAAUGCAUUGGCUUGAAGAGAAGAAAGAGAGAGGGAAAUCAAGACCAGAGAUGAGGUUUGAUCGGGGCCGCGGUGGAGAUCGGACCAGGAAUGUUCGUCGCGGUGGUUCUGAGGCGGCUGAGGCAGUCAAGUUUCCCUGGAGCAGUAUGAAGUCUUUUGCUUCCAGGUAGGGUUUUUAAAAUUUGAAGUAAAAGCGACAAGAGUUGAACUUCUAUCUCAUUCUUAGAACUGUUUGCAAUGCUAAUAACUGAAGAGUUGGUUUCAUUUGCAACCCUUUUGUCUUAUGGAGACUGGAGAGAAGCUAUGUUUGUAGUUGUUUUUCAAUGGGAUGAUGACUUUUUGUCUCAUGUUACUUUAGAUCAAUGCAUUAAUUCUUCCUUUUUAAACUGAUAUGUGAUCACAAAACAAUAUAGAUAUUCACCUAAA